GGAAACAGCAACGAAACUCAUUCCGCCAUCAACCCCGCAGACAAAGUCGUUGCCUUUCCACCUCUCUCUCUCUCUCCCUCCCUCUCUCUCUGGACUCAGAUCCGUUCCCCUUUCCAAACCCUAAUUCCCCAAUCUCUGAAACCCUAAUUCCACGAAAUCUUUCUUGAUCAGAUCCACAACCCUCAUAAAACCCUAACCCUAAUUUUCCCAGAUCUGCAUUUUCAAAAUAUCCCCUCCAAAAAAAAAAAAAAAAAAAAAACCCGUCUAGUCAACGAAAUUCGCACAGGAGAAGGAGAGAAAGAGAGCUCCAGAUCGCCUCUCAAUCUCCACCCUCCAUUCUCCGAUGAAGGGCUCGAGCCGUCUGUUCACGACCGGGCUCGUGGCAUCAUGGUACACGUCGAACAUCGGCGUCCUCCUCCUGAACAAGUACCUUCUGAGCAACUACGGAUUCAGGUACCCAAUCUUCCUGACAAUGUGCCACAUGACCGCCUGCUCUCUCUUCAGCUACGUCGCCACCGUCUGGUUCAAGAUGGUCCCAUUUCAGUCCAUGCGAUCCAAGGCCCAGUUCUUCAAGAUCGUCUUCCUCAGCCUCGUCUUCUGCAGCUCCGUUGUCAGUGGCAAUGUCUCCCUCCGUUACCUCCCUGUCUCUUUCAACCAGGCUAUUGGCGCCACCACCCCCUUCUUCACCGCUGUCUUCGCCUGCAUCAUGACCGUCAAGCGCGAGGCGUGGCUCACGUACCUCACCCUCGUCCCUGUCGUUGCCGGUGUUGUAAUCGCCAGUGGGGGAGAACCAAGUUUCCAUUUGUUUGGAUUUAUAGUGUGUGUUGCUGCAACUGCUGCCAGAGCGCUCAAGUCAGUUCUUCAAGGGAUUUUGCUAUCUUCUGAAGGAGAAAAGCUCAAUUCUAUGAAUCUCCUUAUGUAUAUGGCUCCAAUAGCUGUUGUAUUCCUACUUCCUGCGACUCUUUUGAUGGAGGAAAAUGUCGUUGGCAUCACGUUGGCACUUGCAAGAGAAGAUAUAAGAAUUGUCUGGUACCUGCUCUUCAAUUCUGCCCUGGCAUAUUUUGUGAAUUUGACCAAUUUCUUGGUGACUAAACAUACCAGCGCUUUGACUCUCCAGGUCCUGGGGAAUGCAAAAGGCGCUGUGGCGGUGGUUGUUUCAAUUUUGAUAUUCAGGAAUCCCGUUUCCGUAACUGGGAUGCUUGGUUACUCCCUCACAGUCAUUGGGGUCAUUCUUUACAGCGAGGCCAAGAAGAGAAACAAAUGAGAUCUCUGAAAGCCUCUAGCAGGUGCACUUUCCUUUGGCUAGUGUGGGCUGCAACGACUUGUCGGAGCGAUGGUUUACACGUGCUUGCAGCUGAUGCAUAUGUUGCGCCCCCAUUCUUUUGCUGGAAACCGUAAACGGGUUUCCAUAUGUAUCAACAUUUACUGGUUAGAAAGUAAGGAAAAUUUGAAUAAACUGAUUGGCCUUGCAUGUUUUUUGGUCCUUUUUCUUUUUCCCCGUGGCAUUCAUGCGCCGAUCGUGGUUGGUAAUGGAGCAGUGCCAGCAAUUCUUUGGGGAGAAUUGGUUUGGCUCAAUCUUUCUAUUUUAGUCUGUCAUCUUUUUCUUUAUAUUAAUUAAUGGAAGAUGGUUAUGAGAA
Molecule: messenger RNA, 1637 nt
Organism: Magnolia sinica
Lineage: Eukaryota; Viridiplantae; Streptophyta; Magnoliopsida; Magnoliales; Magnoliaceae
Product: probable sugar phosphate/phosphate translocator At3g11320
Exons: 4
Coding region: 344-1264 (306 amino acids)
Cellular component (GO): Golgi apparatus
Molecular function (GO): antiporter activity
Source: RefSeq, a predicted model, not a curated record